AUUCGAAUUACUACUAUCUGAAGAUGAGAAUAGAUCUGUUUAUGCAAUUAAUCUGAGUCAAGGAAGAGUAUCAAUUUGCAGCUUCUUCUUCAGGAUGGUGCCACAAAGAAAAUCCUGUUCCAGUUUCAAUGUAUAACAUAGAAAUUGGAGAAAGCAUUGGAUAACUUGCCUUAUGAUGAUUUUAACAUAUCAGAAGAAGUGCUAGAGCAGAUAAGUAUUUGCCAUUGAGCAUCUUUAUAGUGUUAUUUGAACUUGAUUCAUGUCUAAACAUGAUCCUGUCACCAGGUUGAAUUAGUCCGGUCACAGUUGAGAGAGCCGCUGAAAGAUACGGCCGCCCUCUAAGCUCAAGCUUAUCUCAGCCAUCGGAUAAGGAGAUACAUGUAGAAAAAACCAUUAACUUUGACCACCGGAUCGGAUUUGUAUAUGAAACUGAGAUGUAUUGGAUUUAUAUAGGUCUUGUCAGAUUACUAUAUGUUGUUAAUAAAGAUUUGUUAUUGUGCAAAGCUGAAUAUAUAUAUUGAUAAAUUGAGGUAUUUCUUACAAAAUUUCAAGACCAUCAGCGAAGCUCUCAAUGCUUACCCGCCCAAAUUCAAGGGCAGAUUCGUCAUCCACGUCAAGGCCGGCGUCUACAACGAGCAGGUCAUCGUGGACAAGAAGAAGCCUAAUGUCUUCAUCUACGGAGACGGCAUUGCCAAGACCAUUGUGACGGGCAGCAAGAACUACGGCAUUAUGAACAUCGGAACAAUGCACACCGCUACAUUCGCAAACGAGGCCUCCGGAUUCAUUGCGCGGGGAAUGAGCUUCCGCAACGAGGCCGGGCCGCAGGGGCACCAAGCGGUGGCGUUCCGGUCGCAGGGGGACAAGACGGCGUUGUUCGACUGCAGCUUCGAGGGGUCGCAGGACACUCUGUACUACCAGAACCUGAAGCAGUUCUACCGCAACUGCCGCAUCUACGGCACCGUGGACUUCAUCUUCGGCAAGGGCGACUGCGUCAUCCAGGACAGCCAGAUCAUCGUCAGGAAGCCCCUCCCCAACCAGUUUAACACUGUCACUGCCGACGGCAGGGAGAUCAAGCGCGGCAGCAACGGCCUCGUCCUCCACCACUGCUCCAUCGUCCCCGACGACUAUCUGUGGCCGGUCAGGUUCCAGAUCCCCACCUUCCUCGGCCGCCCCUGGAAGCCCGAGGCGCUCACCGUCGUCAUGCAGAGCACUCUCGGGGACUUCAUCAGGCCCGAGGGCUGGAAGAUUUGGGACGGCUCCACCAACCACCACACCUGCACCAUGUAUGAGUACGGAAACACCGGCCCCGGAGCCAAUACCAAUCGCCGCACCAAGGAAUUCAAGCGUUUCAAGGUCAUUACCGCCGCUGAAGCUGCCAAAUUCACCGUCGGCCACUUCCUCGCCGCCGGAGAAUGGCUGCCGCAGACCGGCGUCCCUGUGCAGAUGGGCUUGUAUUGAUAUUGGGAUACUAUAUCAAUGCAAUCUUGCUUCUAACUACCUAAUUA
Messenger RNA from Salvia miltiorrhiza (redroot sage), 1505 nucleotides. RefSeq names its product pectinesterase 4-like. Gene Ontology annotation, biological process: cell wall modification. The record is from RefSeq and is a predicted model, not a curated record. Lineage: Eukaryota; Viridiplantae; Streptophyta; Magnoliopsida; Lamiales; Lamiaceae. Bases 472 to 1458 code for a protein of 328 amino acids. The transcript is spliced from 4 exons. Gene Ontology annotation, molecular function: pectinesterase activity; pectinesterase inhibitor activity.